CACAUUGACUUACAUUGAAGCGAAUUGGGAAACAAGACGACAACUUGUCAUGGCAAGUAGUUGGAUUCGAAGCAGUUUUCGUAUGACCAGACAUAUUACGAAUAAGACGAGGAUAGCCCGUCAAGGUUUGGGAAAACGACCUAUUCGUUCAAAGUCAACCUCUUGUGAUCGAACCUGGUUGGCUAUCCAAGAUUAUACCCAACAAAGGUUCUCUUGUCGUCAUAUUUCAAAAAGGAGUCCAAGUAUCUCGGAAACCAUCUCCAAAAAUAAUUGUAUUGUUCGGGAUUCCGGUCGAGCUUCACUUGCCACCGCUGCCGCUGACUCUUCGACAAAAGGUCUUGCUUGUUUGGAGACAGUCGAAGGAGCAGUACCUUUGGCAAAGUCUUUGGCAGUGUUAGGUAUAGAUAGCGACGGAACGUUCUGUAAGAGGAUUCGUUUGAGUAUAGUAGCGCAUAACAAUGGCAAAAUACUUCACUAGGUAUUGUUCUUCAUGAUAUAUAUAUAUCUCUAUCAGCUAGUAGAGAAAUAAAAGAAGGCUUUUAUAU
This is a messenger RNA of Galdieria sulphuraria, 545 nucleotides long. RefSeq lists its product as uncharacterized. The record is from RefSeq and is a predicted model, not a curated record. Lineage: Eukaryota; Rhodophyta; Bangiophyceae; Galdieriales; Galdieriaceae. The coding region runs from base 50 to 478 and encodes 142 amino acids. The transcript has 3 exons.